AUUUAUUUUGUUUCUUAUAUUUAUCAUAACUUUAUUUAUUUUUAUUUCCGAUGCGUCUAGAAACAACAACAAAUCCCACAAAAGUAUCGUCGAAGAAUCCUAUCAUUGAGGAUUAUUUGGUUAUACAUGACUUUGAUUAUUAUAAAAGCAGGCCGUACGACUUAAUACAGAUUCGCAAAGCAAUCUUUCUCGAGGGACUAGAAAAUGGAGAUAAUGAAAUAGCUGAUUUCGGAAAGUGUUCAACUUUUAAGGAGAUGAAAGCUUGGAUAGUCAACGCGGCCUUCGUUGCGAAUAAGCGCCUAGUUCUUGAAAGGCGAAAAGGUGAGCACAGGCGCCUGUGGGGUGGCAGGCGUAGCCGGCUUGCGUUUUUUACCGAGAAACAACAGCAAAUGUUUAGGGAAGGAUGGGACCAAGAUGCGUGACAAAAUAUAUAGCACUUGCUUAUGAGAUGCAUAAUCUAUUUCUAGCCGAUAAAGAAGAUAAAUUAUUAUUCUAUCAAGUUUGUUUCGUCCAUCAACUCUUUAAUAGUAUCUUGUAAUCUUGGAAGGAUAUUGUCAUAUGCUUGUCUUAUGUAAUGAUUGUUAAUCUACUUUUAUCUAGUAAUAUUUGCACUUGGUUAUGUAA
Messenger RNA from Erigeron canadensis, 624 nucleotides. RefSeq lists its product as uncharacterized. The record is from RefSeq and is a predicted model, not a curated record. The transcript has 5 exons. NCBI's taxonomy places the organism in Eukaryota, Viridiplantae, Streptophyta, Magnoliopsida, Asterales, Asteraceae. Bases 51 to 422 code for a protein of 123 amino acids.